This is a messenger RNA of Nestor notabilis (Kea), 6042 nucleotides long. RefSeq names its product notch 2 (gene NOTCH2). Lineage: Eukaryota; Metazoa; Chordata; Aves; Psittaciformes; Psittacidae. The record is from RefSeq and is a predicted model, not a curated record. The annotation marks the transcript as partial. The transcript has 23 exons. Gene Ontology annotation, biological process: cell differentiation; apoptotic process; regulation of DNA-templated transcription. Gene Ontology annotation, molecular function: signaling receptor activity; calcium ion binding; Notch binding. Gene Ontology annotation, cellular component: signaling receptor complex; membrane.
GUUUUACUGGCCUCCUGUGUGAGGAGAAUAUCAACAACUGUGAUCCUGAUCCUUGCCACCAUGGGGAGUGUCAAGAUGGAAUUGAUUCAUACACAUGUAUAUGCAAUCCUGGCUACAUGGGUGCUAUAUGCAGCGAGCAGAUAGAUGAAUGCCACAGCAAUCCUUGCCUCCAUCAAGGGCGCUGCAUUGAUUUGGUGAAUGGCUACCAAUGCAACUGUUUGCUGGGCACGUCAGGAGUGAACUGUGAAAAUAACUUUGAUGACUGUGCAAGUAACCCAUGCAUUCAUGGGGACUGUAUUGAUGGCAUUAAUCGCUACAAUUGUGCUUGCAAACCGGGAUUUACAGGCCCACGUUGUAAUGUGGACAUUGAUGAAUGCACAUCCAACCCCUGUCAUAAUGGUGGAACAUGUAUAAAUGAAGUCAAUAGCUUUCGGUGUGUAUGUCCUGAAGGAUACCAUCAUCCUCACUGUCAGUCACAGGCAGAUGGCUGUCUUAGUAAUCCCUGUGUACAUGGCAACUGCACACAUAUUGCUAGUGGGUACAAGUGUGUAUGCGACCCAGGCUGGAUAGGAGAUUAUUGUUCAACAGAAGGGAAUGAAUGUAAAUCAAACCCAUGCCAGAAUGGAGGAACCUGUGAGGAUCUGCUGAAUGGAUAUAGAUGUACCUGUAGGAAAGGAUUUAAAGGUGUGAACUGCCAGGUGGUGGUUGCUCCUUGUUCCCCUGAUCCUUGUGAGAACUCGGGAAUUUGCCAAGAAUCUCCUGACUCUGAAAGCUACACCUGCCAGUGUGCCCCUGGCUGGGAAGGGGAGAGAUGUACAGUGGAUAUUGAUGAAUGUCUCUCCAAGCCCUGCAAAAAUCAUGCUCUGUGCCAUAAUAUUCAGGGCAGUUACCUGUGUGAAUGUCGGCCAGGCUUCACUGGAGGAGACUGUGACAGUAACAUCGAUGACUGCCUUUCAAAUCCCUGCCAAAACGGAGCUUCCUGUGUGGAUGGAAUAAACUCUUUCUCGUGCAUCUGCCUACCUGGGUUUCAUGGAGAUAAAUGUCAAACAGAUACCAAUGAAUGUCUCAGUGAACCUUGCAGAAAUGGAGGCACAUGCACCCACUAUGUCAACAGCUACACAUGCAAAUGUCAGCCUGGGUUUGAGGGAACCAACUGUGAGAACAACAUUGAUGAAUGCACUGAGAGCUCCUGUUUCAAUGGAGGUACUUGUGUGGAUGGGAUUAAUUCCUUUACUUGCCAGUGUCCGGUGGGGUUUACAGGACCCUUCUGCCUCACGGAAAUUAAUGAGUGUGAUUCACGUCCUUGUUUGAACAAAGGCUCUUGCGUGGACAGCUUGGGCACAUACCGAUGUAUAUGUCCUUUGGGUUAUACUGGGAAGAACUGUCAGGCACUUAUGGAUCUGUGCAGCAAGUCUCCCUGUAAGAAUAAAGGCACGUGUGUCCAACAUGGAGCCCAGACUCGAUGUGUCUGUCCAUCUGGCUGGACUGGUGCUUACUGCGAUGUGCCAAAUGUCUCCUGUCAAGUGGCAGCUUCGCGAAGGGGAGUCUCAGUGGACCAGUUGUGCCAGCACUCUGGUCAUUGCCUCAAUGUGGGAAACACACACCACUGUCAGUGCCAAGUGGGUUACACUGGCAGUUACUGUGAGAUGCAGCUGGAUGAAUGUGACUCCAGCCCCUGCCAGAAUGGUGCUACCUGCCGGGAUCACCUGGGUGGAUACCAGUGCGAGUGUGUGCCUGGGUACCAGGGUGUCAACUGUGAAUAUGAAGUGGAUGAGUGCCAGUUUCAGCCCUGCCAGAAUGGAGGAACAUGCAUAGACCUCGUCAAUCACUUCAAGUGCUCCUGUCCGCCAGGAACUCGGGGCCGUUUCUGUGAGGAGAACAUCGAUGACUGUGUUUCGGACUCAGGAGUACCUCACUGCUUCAAUGGAGGGCAGUGCAUUGACCAGAUCGGGGGCUACAGCUGCAUUUGUCUCCCAGGCUUUGCAGGCGAGCGAUGUGAGGGAGAUAUCAAUGAAUGCCUCUCUAACCCUUGUAACCCUCGUGGAAGUCUGGACUGUGUUCAGCUGAUAAAUGAUUAUACAUGCAUCUGUCGUAGUGCUUUUACUGGGCGUCACUGUGAGAGUGUCAUAGAUGUGUGUCCCCGGAAGCCUUGUCAGAAUGGAGGUACCUGUGCUGUUGCCAGCAAUAUGCCGGAUGGGUUCAUCUGCCAGUGUCCGCCGGGUUAUUCUGGAGCAAAAUGUGAAUUCAGCAGCCACAGUACUUGUGGACAGGUGAAAUGCAAGAAAGGGGAGCAGUGCAUCCAGACAUCAUCUGGUCCACGGUGCUAUUGCCCCAAGCUAUCUGUGGGAGAGGAAUGCCAGACAAACACGGGUUGUGCCAGUGCCCCCUGCCAGAAUGGGGGAAGCUGCCACCCUCAUUCUCAGCCUCCGUACUAUUACUGUCAGUGCCCUGUUCACACCCAAGGCAGCCAGUGUGAACAGCCCAUAACUUUCAGCCCAGAGCCCCGAGGAUGUUUGGAUUCCCAGUGUGCGGAAAAAGCAAAAGAUGGCUAUUGUGAUGAAGACUGUAACACUCAUGCCUGCCAGUGGGAUGGAGGCGAUUGCUCCCUGACAAUGGAAGAUCCUUGGGCCAACUGCUCCUCUUCAUUGCGCUGCUGGAUGCUUUUCAAUGGACAGUGUGACGAGUUCUGCAACACACCUGAGUGCCUGUUUGACAACUUUGAGUGUCAGCAAAAUAGCAAAACAUGCAAGUAUGACAAGUAUUGUGCGGAUCACUAUGCAGAUGGCCGCUGUGACCAAGGCUGUAAUAGUGAGGAGUGUGGCUGGGAUGGUCUGGACUGUGCUGGUGACAAAGCUGAGAAGCUGGCUGAAGGGACCCUGAUUAUUGUGGUCUUGAUGCCCCCUGAUGAGCUGCUGGGUGAUGUUCGCAGCUUCUUGCGCACUUUGGGAACUCUAUUGCACACCAAUCUGAGAAUCAAGCUGGACUCCCAGGGAAAUCCCAUGGUAUUCCCAUACUAUGGGGAGAAAUCUGCAGCACGGAGUCGGCGAUCACUUGUGGUCAUUCGCAAGCACAGAGAACUAGAGCAAGAGGUCAUUGGCACCAGGGUGUUCCUAGAGAUUGACAACCGUCAGUGUGCAGAGGAUUCAGAGCAAUGCUUUCAGAACACAGAAGCUGCUGCAGCUCUCUUAGCUGCUCAGGCUAUCAAGGGCAUGUUGCCAUAUCCUUUCGUGUCUGUCCAAAGUGAACCCUUGUUACCACCGAAGACCCAGUUGCUUUACCUACUUGCUGUGGCAGCUUUGAUCAUCCUCUUAAUCCUUCUUUUGGGUGUGAUGAUGGCAAAGCGUAAGCGCAAGCAUGGUUCGCUGUGGCUCCCAGAGGGCUUUAUUCUGCGCAGGGAUCCUAGUAAUCAUAAGCGCAGAGAGCCAGUUGGGGAAGAUGCUGUUGGACUCAAAAAUCUGUCAGUCCAGAUACCAGAGGGUAACCUGGCAGAUUCUGGACCAACUGAACACUGGGCGGGUGAUGGUGGACCUCAGCCAAAGAGAGCAAAGGCUGAGGAUCAAGCCUUGCUCCCGGAAGGUGAUGAGCAGAUAGAUCAGCGCCAGUGGACACAGCAGCACUUGGAGGCAGCAGAUGUCUGUGGGAGCAUGUCACUAGCCCUUACACCACCACAAGCAGAUCAAGAAGUGGAUGUUCUGGAUGUCAAUGUCAGAGGACCAGAUGGAUGUACUCCACUUAUGUUGGCAUCUCUGCGUGUGGGCAGCUCCGAUAUCAGCGAGGAGGAUGAGGAUGCAGAAGAUUCCUCAGCAAAUAUAAUAACAGAUUUGAUCUAUCAGGGUGCCAACCUGCAGGCCCAGACAGACCGCACUGGGGAGAUGGCGCUGCAUUUAGCAGCCCGUUACUCAAGAGCAGAUGCUGCGAAACGUUUGCUAGAUGCUGGUGCGGAUGCUAAUGCCCGGGACAACAUGGGGCGCACUCCUCUGCAUGCAGCUGUAGCUGCUGACGCCCAGGGUGUCUUCCAGAUCCUGAUCCGUAACAGAGUGACAGACUUGGAUGCUCGCAUGAAUGAUGGAACAACCCCGUUAAUUCUGGCUGCACGUCUGGCUGUGGAAGGAAUGGUGGCUGAGCUAAUUAAUUGCCAGGCAGAUGUGAAUGCCGUAGAUGACCAUGGUAAAUCUGCUCUUCACUGGGCUGCCGCUGUCAACAACGUGGAAGCAACACUAGUGCUGCUGAAAAAUGGAGCCAACAGAGACAUGCAGGAUAACAAGGAGGAGACACCACUCUUCCUUGCUGCACGGGAAGGCAGCUUUGAAGCAGCAAAAAUCUUGCUGGACCAUUUUGCCAAUCGAGACAUCACGGACCACAUGGACCGCCUGCCCCGAGAUGUGGCCCAGGACCGGAUGCACCACGACAUUGUGCAGCUUCUCAAUGAGUACAAUGUGGCACACAGCCCUGCUGGGCACCCAGGUGCCAUGCUGAACUCUGCUCUCUCCCCGGUUAUCUGUGGCCCAAAUAGGUCCUUCCUCAAUCUGAAGCACACUUCGUUAAGCAAGAAGUCUCGAAAACCGAAUGCCAAAGGCAUCAUGCCCACAAACCUCACCAAAGAUGCAAAGAGGAGAAGGAAGAAGUCCCUCAGUGAGAGCAAAGGGCAGUUUUCGGAGAGCUCGGUGACCCUGUCACCAGUUGAUUCCCUAGAAUCACCCCAUGCUUUUGCAUCCGAACCAACGUCGUCUCCUGUGAUGCCAUCACCAGGCGUGUUACACUCAUCACCCAGCUCACUGCUGACUGCUCCAUCUGUGCAAGCUGCACACACAAUGUCCUUCUCCAACCUUCAUGAGAUGCAGCCCUUAGGUCGUGGAUCCAGCACAGUGCUCCCAUCUGUCAGCCAGCUGCUUUCGCAGCACAGAACCAGCCCUCCUAACAGUGGGCUCAGCAGGCUCCGGCCAGCCAAUGUUUCUGCCGAGUGGAUGAACCGAAUGGAGGUGAAUGAGUCCCAGUACAAUGAGAUGUUUGGCAUGGUGCCGCAGGUGAUGCAUUCACACCCCACUGUUUCUCAGCAGAGCAGUUUAGUUCAAGCAGAUACAAAGCACAUGGGAGUGUCCAGGGAGUCUCUGCCCCCUAUCAUGACUUUCCAGCUGGUUCCCAAGGGUGGCAUAAAUCAGCAAGCACUGCCACAGCAGGCCCAGUCAAACUGCGCUCAGAACAUGGCUGGUCCUCUUAGCUCCAUGUACCAGAUACCGGAUUUAGCUCAGCUCCCCAGUGCCUCAUUCUCCAUGGCUGCCCUCCCUCAGCAGGACGGGCAAGUGGCUCAGACAGUCCUCCCAGCCUACCACCAGUUCCAGAGCUCAAUGGGGAAGUACCCCACACCACCCUCACAGCACAGCUGCUACUCCUCAGCCACAGAACGGACUCCUAGCCACAACCGGCACUUACAGGGGGAGCACCCAUACCUGACUCCAUCGCCUGAAUCUCCAGACCAGUGGUCCAGCUCCUCCCCACACUCUGCCUCUGACUGGUCUGAUGUGGCAACCAGUCCCAGUAACAAUCAGCGUGGGCCAGCCACCGCUCACAUGACGGAGCAGCAGCGGAACAACAUGCAGGUAUAUGCCUGAAGGCUGGCCUGAAAGUGAAACCCGAUUAAAAAGUGGACUCCAGAACUCAUGAAGGUCUUCCAGAAUGAAAAUGAAGAACCAUUUUAGUAUCCAAGAGUCUUAAUGAGCCUAGGCUGUUCUUUCCUUGGAGGGACUGUGGUCGCUGUAGGCGUUGUAUGCUUUUAUGCUAAACAGAGAACUGUAGAAGCUGGUGAUGGAGAAGACCAGCUGAGUCGCUUCUAGCCAACUCCCAUGCACCUUGGAUGUGAUUGCUGUCUGCACUGGAUUCUCCAGUCUGCUUUGAAAUAUCUUCCACCAUUUCUUUGGGGAGACAGCUCUUCAGCUUAAUGCAUCUCAUGGUCAUUUCUCCAGAAAUUUAGCCAAAACCAGCUGUGUAUCCUUAUUUUGUUACUACUUCUGUUACCCACAUAACCUCUCUCUGAAGCACCUUCUA